This is a messenger RNA of Colletotrichum graminicola M1.001, 1833 nucleotides long. RefSeq names its product GTP-binding protein LepA. Gene Ontology annotation, molecular function: mitochondrial ribosome binding; GTPase activity; GTP binding. Gene Ontology annotation, cellular component: mitochondrion. The transcript is spliced from 5 exons. Gene Ontology annotation, biological process: positive regulation of translation. The record is from RefSeq and is a predicted model, not a curated record. Lineage: Eukaryota; Fungi; Ascomycota; Sordariomycetes; Glomerellales; Glomerellaceae. The annotation marks the transcript as partial.
CUUGAAGAACGAAUUCUUGCCAUCCCUAUCGAACGGUAUCGAAACUUUUGUAUCGUAGCUCACAUCGAUCAUGGCAAGAGUACACUGAGCGACCGUCUGCUGGAAAUCACCGGCACUAUAUCCGCUAGCGAUGCGAACAAACAGAUUCUUGACAAGCUAGACGUCGAACGCGAGCGAGGUAUCACAGUGAAGGCACAGACCUGCACCAUGAUAUACAAUUACAAUGGAGAGGAUUACCUGUUGCAUCUUGUCGAUACCCCUGGUCAUGUCGAUUUCCGAGCCGAAGUAACGCGGUCGUAUGCGAGUUGCGGUGGUGCAUUGCUGCUGGUCGAUGCCAGUCAGGGUAUACAGGCCCAAACCGUCUCCAACUUCCACCUCGCGUUUGCUCAGGACCUUGCUCUUAUUCCUGUUGUCAACAAGAUAGACAUGCCUUCUGCCGAUGUGCCCCGAGUUCUGGAGCAGAUGCACACAUCGUUCGAGCUGGAACCCUCUGCAGCCGUUCUCGUAUCAGCCAAGACUGGCAAGAAUGUGGCCAAUAUUCUGCCCGCAGUUGUGGAGAAGGUGCCUCAUCCCGUCGGUGACAUUUCUAAGCCCUUGCGGGUACUGCUGGUGGACUCAUGGUACGAUAACUUCCGGGGUGUCAUUCUUCUUGUUCGUGUGUUCGAUGGACAGGUCAAGGCCGGUGAUAACCUCACCUCGUUCGCAACUGGCCAUAAAUACACCGUUGGUGAGGUUGGCAUACAAUACCCAAAUCCUGUUCCACAAAGUGUUCUCCGAGCUGGACAGGUUGGCUACAUCUACUUUAACCCCGGUAUGAAGCGCAUUCAAGAUGCGAAACUUGGCGACACAUUCACAACCGUUGGGUCGGAGGACAUGGUCAAGCGGUAUCCGGGCUUCGAGGAACCCAAGCCGAUGGUUUUUGUCGCAGCAUUUCCUACCGAUCAGGGUGACUAUACACGCCUCGCAGACAGUAUCAGUCAGCUGGUUCUUAACGAUAGAAGUAUCACCUUGCGUAAGGAUUAUUCCGAGGCACUGGGAGCGGGUUGGCGGCUGGGUUUCCUCGGCAGUUUGCACUGUUCUGUCUUCCAAGAUCGACUGAAGCAAGAACACGGCGCCAGCAUCAUCAUCACCGACCCGACUGUGCCAACAAAAGUCGAAUGGGCCGACGGGUCAGAGACAGUAUACCAAAACCCGGCUGAAUUUCCUAGUCAGGAUGAACACCGGAUGCGUGGUGCGACCGUCUACGAGCCCUUUGUAACAGCCACAAUGACUCUUCCGGAGGAGUAUUUAGGCCGAGUUAUAGAGCUCUGCGAAAGUGUACGCGGGGAACAGAAGAGUUUGGAGUUCUUCCACGCCACACAGGUCAUCUUAAAGUAUGACAUACCUGCGGCUCAACUGGUUGACGAUCUGUUUGGUAAAUUAAAGGGCGCCACCAAGGGAUAUGCAACAUUAGAUUACGAGGAUUCUGGUUGGCGAGCCAGUCAGCUCACAAAGCUGCAACUUCUCGUCAACAAACAGCCCGUUGAUGCAAUCUGCCGUGUCAUACACAUUUCUCAGGCCGAGCGCCUUGGUAGGCAAUGGGUAACCAAGUUCAAAGAACACGUCGAUCGGCAAAUGUUUGAGGUCGUCAUUCAGGCGGUAGCUGGAAAACGCGUCGUUGCCCGCGAAACCAUUAAACCCUUCCGAAAAGAUGUGCUCGCAAAGCUUCAUGCUGCUGAUAUUACGCGCCGAAAGAAGCUGCUGGAAAAGCAGAAGGCUGGCCGUAAACGUCUGCGUGCCGUUGGGAAUGUUGUCAUCGACCAGUCCGCCUUUCAGAGCUUUCUUUCCAGGUAA